GGCAGCUGUACUGUUAGUCUACUAUAGCAGGUAGACUGCUAUAAAUUCAACCCUCUUCCAAGCCAAAUCCAUUGACUUCACCUACCUCUUCAACUUCACCGAUCUCUCAACUUGACCUACCACAGCUAAAUCCCACAGCAAACCCCACAGCUAAAGCCACAGCCAAGCACAUACCAACAUGUCCUCCACCGAGAUCACCCUCCCCCAAAUCUUCACCCACACAAGCGACACCCACACCACCACCAUCCACUGGACAAGCAUCGGCCCCGCCAACGCCCCCCCAGUGAUCUUCAUCCACGGCACGCCCUGGUCCUCCUACACCUGGGCCGCGCACGCCCUCGCCCUCUCCACCCGCUACAAAGUCUACCUCUUCGACAGACCCGGCUUCGGCGCCUCCCCAGACCGCCAGCCCCUCCACCCAGACAGCCCACCCGAGCUCGACGGCUCCCUCUCCGGCCAAGCAGCCUCCUUCGCCGCCCUCUACACCUCCUGGGCCUUCCACCCGUCGCAGCCCCCGCACGUCAUCGCGCACGACAACGCCGGCCUGGUUGCGCUGCGCGCACACCUCACCCACGGCACCGCCUACGCCAGCCUCUGCCUCGUCGACGUCGUCGCCGUGCCCCCCUUCGGCUCGCCCCUCUUCCGCCUCAUCGCCCAGAACCACGCCGUCUUCGACGCCGUCCCGGACUCGGUCCACGAGGGCAUCCUACGCUCUUACAUCCGCGACGCGUCCGCCCGUCCGCUGUCUAAGGACGUAGAGGAUAGACUCGUGCAGCCUUGGACGCCGGCGGGAACGCAGGGGCCUCAAGCGUUCAUCAGACAGCUGGUGCAGGCCGAUCAGCGGUUCGCGGCGGAUGUGGAGCCGCGGUAUGCGGAGGUGGGCGCGGCCAUGCCCGUGAAGGUUGUGUGGGGGACGGAGGAUCAGUGGAUUCCGGCUGAGCGGGCGAAGACGCUGGCGGAGGGCGUUGCGGCGAGGGAUUCGGUGCUUGUUGAUGGGGCGGGGCACUUGAUUAUGUUUGAUCAGCCGGAGCGGUUGGCGGUUGAGAUUGCGGUUUGGUUGGGGUCGGUGGGGAGGCCUGCAUUGGGUGACAGUGCUUGUUGAUGUGUGCCUGAAAUAGGACACGAUGUUACUCUUAAGAGAAUAUUUAGAGUACCUAAUAUCUAAGAACGAAAC
This is a messenger RNA of Aspergillus campestris IBT 28561, 1174 nucleotides long. RefSeq names its product alpha/beta fold hydrolase. The coding region runs from base 179 to 1102 and encodes 307 amino acids. The record is from RefSeq and is a predicted model, not a curated record. The transcript has a single exon. Lineage: Eukaryota; Fungi; Ascomycota; Eurotiomycetes; Eurotiales; Aspergillaceae.